Poecilia latipinna (sailfin molly) is the source of this 3341-nucleotide messenger RNA. RefSeq names its product cullin-5. Bases 65 to 2410 code for a protein of 781 amino acids. Gene Ontology annotation, biological process: ubiquitin-dependent protein catabolic process. The transcript is spliced from 19 exons. Gene Ontology annotation, molecular function: ubiquitin protein ligase binding. Lineage: Eukaryota; Metazoa; Chordata; Actinopteri; Cyprinodontiformes; Poeciliidae. Gene Ontology annotation, cellular component: cullin-RING ubiquitin ligase complex. The record is from RefSeq and is a predicted model, not a curated record.
AGCAGCAUAUUUCCCCACUUUUGAUGUUCACGCGAGAUUUUCCGAGAGGAUAAGUUGAGGGAACAUGGCGGCGCCGUCUAAUUUGCUGAAGAACAAAGGCUCCCUCCAGUUCGAGGAUAAAUGGGACCUGAUGCGCCCCAUCGUCCUGAAGCUGCUGCGCCAGGAGUCCGUCACCAAGCAGCAGUGGUUCGACCUCUUCUCGGACGUCCAUGCGGUCUGCCUGUGGGACGACAAAGGACCCGCUAAGAUCCACCAGGCGCUGAAGGAGGACAUCCUAGACUUCAUCAAACAGGCUCAGGCACGGGUGCUGAGUCACCAGGACGACACGGCGCUCCUCAAGGCCUACAUCGUGGAGUGGAGGAAGUUCUUCACUCAGUGCGACAUCCUGCCCAAGCCGUUCUGCCAGCUGGAGAUCACUCUGAUGGGCAAGCAGGGCAGCAACAAGAAGUCCAGCGUCGAGGACAGCAUCGUCCGCAAGCUCAUGCUGGACACGUGGAACGAGUCCAUCUUCUCCAACAUCAAGAGCCGUCUGCAGGACAGCGCCAUGAAGCUGGUCCACGCCGAGCGGCUGGGCGAGGCCUUCGACUCGCAGCUCGUCAUCGGAGUACGGGAGUCCUACGUGAACUUGUGCUCCAACCCUGAGGACAAGCUGCAGAUCUACAGAGAUAACUUUGAGAAGGCGUACAUGGACUCCACUGAGAGGUUCUACAGAACCCAGGCGCCGUCCUACCUGCAGCAGAACGGAGUCCAGAACUACAUGAAAUACGCGGACUCGAAGCUGAGGGAAGAGGAGAAACGAGCGCUGCGAUAUCUGGAGACACGACGCGACUGCAACUCCGUCCAAGCUCUGAUGGAUUGCUGCGUAAAUGCUUUGGUGACGUCCUUCAAGGAGACCAUCUUAGCCGAGUGUCCAGGCAUGAUCAAACGAAACGAAACCGACAAGCUCCGCCUCAUGUUCUCCCUGAUGGACAAGGUUCCCAGCGGCAUCGAUCCGAUGCUGAAGGAUCUGGAGGAGCACAUCAUGAGUGCCGGCCUGGCCGACAUGGUGGCUUCGGCCGAGACCAUCACCUCGGAUUCAGAGAAAUAUGUGGAGCAGCUGCUGACUCUGUUUAACCGCUUCAGUCGGCUGGUGAAGGAAGCCUUCCAGGACGACCCGCGCUUCCUCACUGCCAGAGACAAAGCGUACAAAGCUGUGGUGAACGACGCCACCAUCUUUAAGCUGGAGCUUCCCAUGAAGCAGAAAGGGGUGGGGAUGAAAACUCAGCCGGAGUCCAAGUGUCCGGAGCUGCUGGCCAACUACUGCGACAUGCUGCUGAGGAAGACACCGCUGAGCAAGAAGCUGACCUCAGAGGAGAUCGAGGCCAAGCUCAAGGAAGUGCUUCUGGUUCUGAAGUACGUCCAGAACAAAGACGUGUUCAUGCGGUACCAUAAAGCCCACCUGACCCGCCGCCUCAUCCUGGACAUCUCGGCCGACAGCGAGAUUGAGGAGAACAUGGUGGAGUGGCUCCGGGAAGUGGGGAUGCCGGCGGACUACGUCAACAAGCUGGCCCGGAUGUUCCAGGACAUUAAGGUGUCCGAGGAUCUCAACCAGUCCUUCAAGGAGAUGCACAAACACAACAAGCUGGCGCUGCCAGCGGACUCAGUGAACAUAAAGAUCCUGAACGCGGGCGCGUGGUCGCGCAGCAGCGAGAAGGUGUUUGUGUCUCUGCCCACGGAGCUGGAGGACCUGAUCCCGGAGGUGGAGGACUUCUACAAGAAGAACCACAGCGGCAGGAAGCUGCACUGGCACCACCUCAUGUCCAACGGCAUCAUCACCUUCAAGAACGAAGUGGGCCAGUACGACCUGGAGGUCACGACCUUCCAGCUGGCUGUGCUGUUCGCCUGGAACCAGCGGCCCAGAGAACGCAUCAGCUUCGAGAACCUGAAGCUAGCCACGGAGCUGCCCGACGCCGAGCUGCGACGGACGCUCUGGUCGCUGGUGGCGUUCCCCAAGCUGAAGCGCCAGGUUCUGCUGUACGACCCGGCGGUGUCCUCACCCAAAGACUUCGCAGAGGGAACGCUGUUCUCCGUCAACCAGGAGUUUUCUCUCAUAAAAAACUCAAAGGUCCAGAAGAGAGGAAAGAUCAAUCUGAUUGGUCGACUGCAGCUCACCACCGAGCGAAUGAGAGAGGAGGAGAACGAAGGCAUCGUCCAGCUCCGGAUCCUCAGGACUCAGGAGGCCAUCAUCCAGAUCAUGAAGAUGCGGAAGCGCAUCAACAACGCCCAGCUGCAGACGGAGCUGGUGGAGAUCCUCAAGAACAUGUUUUUACCACAGAAGAAGAUGAUCAAGGAGCAGAUUGAAUGGCUGAUAGACCACAAGUACAUAAAGCGGGACGAGACGGACAUAAACACCUUUAUCUACAUGGCGUAGCGCCGUCGGGUCUGAGCUUCCACUGGGCCGGGCCUGAUGGACUCCAGAACAUUUUCAGGACUCCCAGACUGCUGAACAGAACUUCGUUUGUUUACUGCAGGGAGGCUGAGUUCAGACGAGACGAAACAAACUUCCUGCCUUAAACCUGUACACAGAAAAUCGGCAGCAGAAGAAGCUGCGUCUCUGAUGCCGGGUCUCCACAGGUUCUAUAGAACCACGACUGCGACUACACUCCUGGUCCGGGUUUGAGGAAGCCGCAGAACCUCUGCAGUCCGACCCAAAUCCAGACCACUUGAACUGAAUCGCUGCCAUGUUUUCCUCAGACGCGAUGCUGCUAAGUGACCCGGUCGCUCUGGUUCCACACGGUUCUGAUCCGACAUGAUCGGAACUGCUGCUCGGAUUCAUUCUGGGUCAUCCUCAGAGAAACACUUCAAAGGUCAGAGAGGUGCUGGACCCAAACAAAGGGCUGGCUCCGCCCAUAUCGGGCUGCUGGCUCCGCCCACAUCUGGGUUCUGUGCUGCAGAAAAUCAGAUUAUUUCAAAUUAUUCUUAAUUCUUGUUUUUCAUCCACUUUUAGAGACUGAAUCAGAAAAUCACCAAAAUAAAAACACAAUUAAUUCCUUAAAUUCAACUCAGAACUCAAACUGAACACACUCUGAUGUUAUUCAAGCCUUUAUUUCUGCUAGUUUUCAUGAUUUCUCAGAUAAUUACAAUAUAACAUCUGACCUUUACUCUUCAAAAACACAAAAUAUUACCCGAAAGUAUUUUUUAUGUGUAGUUUCUAUUGAUAAUAUUUUGGUAUAUCUGAAAUAACACAAAAGUAACUUUUUGGCAAGAUAUAGCAGCUUGUUUUACGUCAAUAAUUCCUUAAUAUUGUUGAAUAGUUCUUGUUCCACAGGCAAAUUUCACUUAAAACUUGAGGAAAACGUCUU